This is a messenger RNA of Entamoeba invadens IP1, 1887 nucleotides long. RefSeq lists its product as hypothetical. The record is from RefSeq and is a predicted model, not a curated record. Gene Ontology annotation, molecular function: calcium ion binding. Bases 1 to 1887 code for a protein of 628 amino acids. The transcript has a single exon. NCBI's taxonomy places the organism in Eukaryota, Evosea, Mastigamoebida, Endamoebidae.
AUGCAUUUCCAUACGACUUCAAGUUUUCUUUUUGUUGUUCAAAAAAGAAUAAUUUUAUCUCUUAAAGACUUUUCAAUGUCAUUUCGAGCUUUUACAACGGACCGCUCGUACGUUGAUUUAUUUGAAGACCUCAUAGAGACAACGCAGUCUGAACUUGAGCAGAAGCGGCGUGAAGAAAGUGAAGGGAAGAAAGAAAUAGAAAUCGUGACAAUAGAAGAUCUGAGUCAAAAAAUGGAUUCUUCAAUUAACAAAGCAACAUUCCCAAUAGAAUUUCAACAAUCCAGUCCUGCUCUUUUGAUCCCAAAUCAACUCAGAAAAUCCAUUUCUCCACAUCAAAUACCAUCUAACACUAUUAAAGAAACUGUCUUAGUCCCUUUAACAAUGGAAAAUGGCAAAUUUAUUGAGACUCCUACUACCCUCGAGGAAGAAAAAGUGCCAGAAAACACUCAAAAAGAGCGAGAGAAAACACCUGCGACGUCAUCCUCUGUUUCGCGAAUCGAAGUGUUGGUCGACACUUCCGUUAAGUCUGCAGAUUUCGAUAAACCAAUCACCUCUUUUGAUAUCAAAACGUUUCUGUACAACUUCCCACAAGAGGAAUGGUUCUUUGUACUCAACUGUACAUCGUUAAACACUCAACUCUCAAAGAUCGAGUUCCUUCAAAUAGCACAAGAACUCGACAAUUUCUGUUUGUCACUGAAAGACACGAUGGAGUGCAGUUUUGAAAUCAUCGCGCAAUUUUACUUCACCAAAUUGUGUAGUAAAAAUGCAGAGUCGAAGAACUCGGAGACUCUUGAGAAGAAUAUUAUGACAACGUACCAACACUACGCAACGGCUAUUGGUGCUUAUAAGGUCGCAGCGACAUUGAAAACUUUAAAUUCUUUAAAAUGUGACAUCACGUACGACAUCUUUGCCGACGUCCUCUCUCAGACGUUUUCUAUCACACAGAGCGCCACUAUUGAUGAUAAGUUGUAUGAGAAUCUCAGAAUCCUGUGCGAUUGCAUCUUGAAAAAUAGUGAGGGCUUCAUGUCGACUGAAAACGCACAAGCAGCACUGGAACGAUGUGAUAUGAGCCACACAAAGUUGGUGGACAUCAUGUGUCACUGCACUUUUGGGAAGGAGGGGAUGAUGUCCACUGAGGAGUUUGUGUACUGUGGAUUCCACUUGAAAUACUUUGAGGCAUGUCUUGUUGAAUUUACUUGGGCUGGGGUAUAUAGUCCUUCUUACUCUGUAAAUUUGGCUCUUUAUAACACACUGUUUCAUGCCCUUGAUAUCACUAGAACAGGAAUUCAAUUUGGAGCAUUCAAAAAGUUCAUCUUGACGGGGAAAAAGAGGGGGUUAAUGAUGACGAGAGACAUCAGAAAGUUCUUUAAUCAACUCGACAAGAACGGAGAUGGCAAUUUGGACUUCGAAGAGUUCUCAAAAGCAUUUGAGAGAAUGCUCCUCUUCGGAUUUAAAAAGAACGAGAAGAUCCCAUAUCUUGAGGUCAAAAGUAACUCAAUCCUCUUCGACCAAAAUGACUCCUUGAUCGUGGCCGGGGCAAGAGAGUCAUCAUCCUUUGCUAAAAAUGACAUCUUCAACCCACUCAGUGGUAUUCAGAAAUUCGUCAGCUCUUCAGAACAAAAAAUCCUUUCAAAGAGCAAAGAAUUGAAAAAGAGUAAAGAACUGAAGAAAAGCAAAGAGGCGAUCAAAUCAACCGAUUUAAAUCGAAGCAAAAGUGUUCUCAAAUUGGAUAUCAAAGAAUCUCUCAAAAAGGUUCAAGAAAGUCAGGAAAAAGAAAAAAGGUCAAAAACUAAAUCCCCAAAGACACAAAACCCAACGAAAAAGGGGAAAAAGUUGAAGAAGGAAAAAAAAGACAAGAAAAAGACGGGAAGUUGUGUCAUCUGUUAA